This is a messenger RNA of Argentina anserina (silverweed cinquefoil), 1699 nucleotides long. RefSeq names its product BTB/POZ and MATH domain-containing protein 1-like. The record is from RefSeq and is a predicted model, not a curated record. Bases 260 to 1501 code for a protein of 413 amino acids. The transcript has 4 exons. Lineage: Eukaryota; Viridiplantae; Streptophyta; Magnoliopsida; Rosales; Rosaceae. Gene Ontology annotation, biological process: protein ubiquitination. Gene Ontology annotation, molecular function: protein binding.
CCUCGUCUUCUUCUUUUCUCUCUCUCUCUCUCUCUGAAUGUGAACACAAUCCCUAGUAUUAUUUACCUUCCAGAACCCCAUAGAAGCUUUUAGAUUCUCUGAUAAUUAAAGACUCUCGCUUUCCUAUUCCUCACUCGAGGAAUCGUCAAUUCCACCCUGAAGAUUUCUCAUUUCCCGACCCAAUUCUCCGAUCAAAACCCUAGAUCCCGAUUCCGGCGAAAUCCGACCCCCCAAAAGCAGCUCAAUUCCUCACCGGAGCAUGGGCAAGGUUCUCGUCGAAGCCUCCAGGCCGUCAUCCUCUUCCUCUCCCUCUCCCUUGGCCUCGCCGUCGCCGGCGCCGGCGACGACCUCGUCGACGUUGAUUACCGAGACGGUGAACGGGACGCACCAGUUCAAGAUCAACGGCUAUUCUUUGUCGAAGGGGAUUGGGAUUGGGAAGUACGUGACGUCCGAUGUGUUCAAUGUGGGUGGGUACUCGUGGGCCAUUUACUUCUAUCCCGACGGCAAAAGCGUCGAGGACAAUGCCACGUAUGUGUCGCUGUUCAUUGCGCUGGCGAGUGAGGGCAGCGAUGUGAGGGCUUUGUUUGAGCUGACGCUUUUGGAUCAGAGUGGGAAUGGGAGGCACAAAGUGCAUAGCCAUUUUGGGAGGUCCUUGGAUAGUGGUCCUUAUACUCUCAAGUAUCGCGGCAGUAUGUGGGGUUACAAGCGUUUUUUCAAAAGAACUUCUCUUGAGACAUCGGACUACCUUAAAGAUGAUUGCCUCUCAGUCAACUGUAUGGUUGGUGUUGUGAAAUCACACACUGAAGGGCCAAAAAUAUACUCUAUAGCCUUACCACGAUCCAACAUGGGUCUACAGUUUGGGCAACUACUAGAAAGUGGAAAGGGUACUGAUGUGAAUUUUGAAGUUGAUGGGGAAACUUUUGCUGCUCACAAGUUGGUAUUAGCAGCUCGAUCGCCAGUAUUCAGGGCUCAACUAUUUGGUCCUAUGAAAGAUCAGAACACUCAGUGCAUAAAUGUUGAGGAUAUAGAGCCUCCAGUCUUUAAGGCUCUACUUCAUUUCAUGUAUUGGGAUUCACUGCCUGACAUAGAGGAGCUUACCGGCAUCAAUUCUCAUGGAGCUGCCACUCUGAUGGCUCAGCAUCUGCUUGCUGCAGCAGAUCGGUAUGGCUUAGAAAGGUUAAAAUUGCUGUGCGAGGAAAGUCUGUGCAAGGAUGUAGCAAUUAACACUGUGGCAACUACAUUAGCUUUGGCAGAACAACAUCACUGUUUCCAAUUGAAAGCAGUGUGCCUCAAAUUCAUUGCAACACCUGGAAAUCUACAAGGCGUGAUGAAAACAGAUGGUUAUAAACACUUGAGGGAAAGCUGCCCAUCUGUUCUGACCGAACUGUUGGAAUAUGUAGCUAGAGUUAGUGAGCAUUCUGUAUCUGUAUGCAGAAAUGGUAAUGAAGCUAUUCUUGAUGGUAGCGACAUUAAUGGCAGGCGAGUGAAGCAAAGGCUGUAGUAUAGUAAAAUCAGCUUGUUAUAUGUUCUCUGUGUAGAUGAGGAGAAAAUGGAAACGAGAAAAAAAACGAGGCCAGAGAUUGUUUCUAGGGUUUAGAAAUAUUUCUAAUACUAGUUUCUUCUUAGCUUUGUUGUUUGUACGGAUGGUGAUGUAACUGUUUGUUUGUGAUGUGAAAAUUGUAGCACGGACUGUACGAUU